CAGCGCGCGCGCCCGUUCUUAAAAAAAUGGCGUCAGGGGUAGGGAGAAAACGGAGAAGGCACCGCUCAACUGUGGGAGAUUUACUAAAUUUUGAGCCCGAGGAGAAUCCUCUGUGGCGAAGAGAAGAACCAACGGUGCCUCCAGUUGGUGACAUGGUCAAAGAUAUCGUAGGAUAUCAAAAAGGAUGGAAUUCCGUGAAGGAAAAAUGCGAUGCCAGCGCCGUUCAGAGACAAUUCCUGGAGAGGUUUCUCUUUCACUGCAAUCGAGAGGAAGAUCACGGCUGCGGGACUUUCGAGGAAACACGGGAAUGUCUUGCCUUUGGAAAUAAAGUGGAUUAUGCAACGCUGUCCCCGCAACAGAAAGAAACUGUGGACUUGAAAGAGGCCUACGAAUAUUUGCUGGACAUCAAAGAUGGAGAAACGGAUUUGAAAUGCCAUGGCAUGAUUGCGGAAUCCAUGCUUCGCGAAGUUAACAAAAUCCUACUCAAAAGUGCGACCACAAAAUCAGGCCGCACUAAGGCGGGGCAUUACAGUGAUAAACGCCGUUUCACAACCUUUGAAGGAGAGUUUUAUGAGUAUCCGAAUCCAGCUGACAUGCAUAAUGCCGUCAAUAAUAUUUUAGACAGAUUUAACUCUCUUCUUGAAGAAGCGAGGAAUGACACUCCCAUUGAAACACAUUCUCAAGAAACUCAGAUUGAUGAACAAGAAGAUGAAGUGAAGCUUCUCUGUUUAUACAAAGCUUGUUCUUGGCUGGUGUUUGAGAUACUUGACUUGCAUCCGUUUGGAGACGGCAACGGGAGACUGUGCCGGCUGCUUUGCAGCUACGUGCUCUCCACAUGCACUCCUUUUCCUACCCCGAUCUACAACAUCUGGAGCACGUCCUGCAAAAUGGACUACCAGAAAGCUCUUGUUCAGGCCAGGAAGUCAGACACCCGUCAUCCAAAGGCCUUGGCCACCAUGAUCAUUGAAUGUAGCUGGCAUGGCUGGAAAGAAUUCCAUUACAAAAUUAAAGGGGAAACACAGGCUGGCAAACAGGUUGUGUUGGAGAAUGAGAUGCUUCACUUGCAUCCGUUUGGAGAUGGCAACAGGAGACUGUGCUGGCAGCUUUGCAGCUACAUGCUCUCCACAUGCAAUUCUUUUCCCAUGCCAAUCUACAACAUCGUGAGCAAGCCCUGCAAAAAUGACUACACAAAAGCUCUUGUUCAGACCAGAAAGUCGGGCACCUUUCAUCCAAGGGCUUUGGUCACCAUGAUCAUUGAAUGCGGCUGCCAUAGCUGGAAAGAGUUCCUCAACAAUUUACGUGCAGCACAGGUUGGCAAACAGGGCAAAGGACAUUGUACUUUGGAAAGGAAGAGCAGAGCUCACAGACUUUCAAGUCAAUAUCAGAAGAUGGAACUGAGUAAACUGUCAAGUAACACGUAUGAACAUUGGAGGAGGAUUAUUCAGUGUUUUCUGUUAGGCAUGGCUCUUUAGGCCUUUCCACACGGACAAGUUCUAGAACUAGAAGGCACGCUCCAACUAUUCGGGCGAUUCACAAUGCAGUGCGCCACCAAGAGUUUGCCAUGGAGAGUUCAUUUUUCAAGUUUAUGGUCGACAAAACAUGGCCCAUUUGAACAAGUGUCAGUAAAAAACUUGAACUAAUUUGUUACAGAUUGGGGCGUACCGUUCUGCCGCCUUACAAAAAACUCCAUAUUGAUAAAAAGAAAAGGGCAAACAUUACAUUCGAAUCAUACUUUUACAAACUUUCUGGCCGGAAAAACUAACAAUUUCAAAUG
Messenger RNA from Patiria miniata (bat star), 1774 nucleotides. RefSeq lists its product as uncharacterized. Bases 27 to 1472 code for a protein of 481 amino acids. NCBI's taxonomy places the organism in Eukaryota, Metazoa, Echinodermata, Asteroidea, Valvatida, Asterinidae. The record is from RefSeq and is a predicted model, not a curated record. The transcript has 2 exons.